Xyrauchen texanus (razorback sucker) is the source of this 7688-nucleotide messenger RNA. RefSeq names its product tripartite motif containing 8a (gene trim8a). The transcript is spliced from 6 exons. The record is from RefSeq and is a predicted model, not a curated record. Bases 1482 to 3182 code for a protein of 566 amino acids. NCBI's taxonomy places the organism in Eukaryota, Metazoa, Chordata, Actinopteri, Cypriniformes, Catostomidae.
UGCAGUCCUGUGCCUGCAUUCCUCGCAUCUAGGAUUUGCUUGAAAGGGGGAUUAAAACAAAUCAUACACAAUAACAGACGCAGAUUGGAAUACGGCGCGGAAGCAUCUGUUUUCAAAAAGGACAAACAUUUGAAAGGACGUGAUAUUCGUGGGUCGCUGAAUUGAUUGGAUAUUUUUGCUUUCCGUGAGUCAGCUCUAAAAAAAGGGCAUACAAAUGAGAAGAAAGGUAAACAGAUACGUCGUUUUUAAUUCGCGUUAAACAGUCAAACCAGAUGGGUUGACGAGCGAUAACAAGGGCUAAACGAUAUCGUCUCCUUUAAGAGCAAGAAAGCUUCCUGGCUUUAGUACAUGAAUAUUUUAAGCGAGUUAGCUUCCUCAAAAUAAAAUACACGACAUUAGCCACUAAAAAUGAACGCAACGCAUUUCUGGUGAGUGCGGCCAGGUAAACAGCAGGCGAAACACGGAGAAGGAGAUCAUUUUGGAUCAUUUCUUUAAUAUUUAACCAACACCGAUAACGAGAGAUUAGAUUUUAAGCACGAUUAAAUCUCUAGUCUUUGAGUUUUAAUGCUUCAAACGCAUGCUGGCAUACAUAUUUGAGCGUGAAUUUUAUGUUAAUUUACAGUUGUGUCACGACAAUAGAUACAUGUAGUUUCCAGCUCUACCGGAUGCAUUCCUUACAGUUUGUUACAGUGUUAAAAGAGCAACACACCACAUAGUCUCAGGUCAACUUCAUUAUUCCAGCGUAGCGUGCGUAAUAUUCAGAGAAGCUUUAUUGUAAUUCCAGCAGGGCAGAUGUCAUGUGCCCUGGGCACAAAUCAAAAACGUGAUCGACUGCUUUAGUAUAUGACUAUAGCUGCUUUGCCCGUAUGCUUGUGAAAGGACAUUUCCAUUGCUUGAAGUAGUUAGUGCGAAUAAUCUGAAAGCGUCCUUGCGUUAAAAAACGAUCAAACCAUACGCAGCGCAAAGAACUGAACGGAACGCAGGUGUCUCGAGACGCGUUUCUAAAAGUUGACGUUCUUUUUAACUUGACAAAGGCGUCUAAAAAGCAAAGACGUUUUUCUACAGCGUAGGCGGACGCACAGACUUUUUCGGUGUGAACGGUCCCGUAGAUAUUUUGUCUCGUAAAGAUUUUUCGUUAUUAGAAAGGCCAAUCUACCAGGAUCUCUUCUUCUAAAACCCCACAUAUACAACGGCAAAAACGCGCACACUAUUUCACGCAAUCGUAUUGCGAAGCCAGAUUACAGUUUUUCUCUCUCACUUGGCUGCGGUAUUUUAUUGCUGACAAUUUCGCCAGGAGCAGAGACGCUCCCUUGGUAUGUUUGGGGCUGAUUGACAGCUGUGACUUGAAUGGUCUUUAUCAACUCUCCUAACACUUGGAUAUACAUGAAGAAGUCACAAGUAUGAUUGACACUUUAUUAGGUCGGUGCUAGAACUUUAUGUUUGCCUUCCACGUGCUCCAAAGCUGAUUAACUCAAAACGGGAUGUCGGAUCAACUGGUUGAGAUGGCCGAGAACUGGCGAAACUGCUUUGAGGAGGAACUCAUUUGCCCUAUAUGUUUGCAUGUGUUCGUGGAGCCCGUGCAGCUGCCUUGUAAACACAACUUCUGCCGAGAAUGCAUCAGUGAGGCCUGGGCGAAAGACGUGGCCAAUGUGCGCUGUCCGGAGUGCAACCACGCAUACAACCAGAAACCAAAUCUGGAGAAAAACAUCAAGUUGAACAACAUCGUGGAGAAGUAUAACGCGCUGAACGUCGAAAAAUCUCCAGCCGUACUGCAUUGCAUUCUGUGUAGGCGAGGACCUCCUCUACAAGCACAGAAAGUGUGUCUUCGGUGUAAUGCACCCUGUUGCCAGUCUCAUGUUCAGACACAUCUUCAGCAGCCCUGUCCCGCUCCUGGCCAUUUACUAGUGGCGGUUGAGGAGGUCAGGGCGUGGAGCUGUCUACACCAUGAUGAAUACAGACUCUAUCAUUGCGAUGUGGAACAGGUGGCUGUCUGCCAAUAUUGUUACUUCUCCAGAUGUGCGACCAACCACGGCAAUGCAGUUUGCGACGUGGAAGUACGACGCAAUGAGAUCAGGCAUAUGUUGAUGAAGCAGCAGGAUCGUAUUGAUGAUCGAGUGAAAGACAUUGAGGAGCAGCUGUACAAGUUAGAGUCUGACAAAAUACUGGUGGAGGAUAAGGUACGGCACCUGAAGGAGGAGGUGCGUGUGCAGUAUCACAAAAUGCACCAGCUCUUAGAAGAUGAUCUGGGGAGAACUCUGGAAGUGCUGGAUAAAGCACACUCCAAGUACUGCCAAGAGAAUUCCACCCAAACCCUACAGCUCAAUGAACGCUGCCAGGAGGCCAAGAAACUGCUCAGCUCUGUCCAAGUUGUGUUUGACAAGGCAGAGGAUAUUAAUUUCAUGAAGAGCACAAAACCAGUGAAAAUACUCAUGGAUAGAUCACAAACUUGCACAGGCAGCGUUCUGCCUCCUUAUAAAGUGGGUCAUCUUAAUUCCAAAAUAUUCCUCUCUGAAGUCUCAAAAAAGGAAAAGAACUUGAGAAAAUUACUAGAAGUACCAUUCAAUACUUCUGCACACUUCCUUCAGAGCAUUUCUGUCCACCCCUCCAGUGUGAAUAACUACGGGGGUGAGAAACGCAAACACUCCAAGGCCUUCCCAGAAAGCUGCACCAGCCUGCUAGACUCCUCAUCUGGCCCCAUGAGUAAACAGCCCUUCCUGGGUCAAGGCUCCAACUCCACAGAUGGGCCCUCCUCCCAGCCACCCAUGGCUCCCUGUAGCUCCACCCAGCACAUUGUAGGCCUCAGUAGUAGCAGUGGUACACAGUCGGUUCAUCAUUCCAGAUCUGUUUUUACUACUGCCGAAUAUCCCAACUCUAGCUCGUCCCAGCAGGCCAUGCUGCCACAAUACGGUGGCCGUAAGAUUCUUAUGUGCACGAUGGACAAUUGCUACUGCUCUAGCGUACCCUCCAUAUCAAACCAUCGUGGCCAUGCUCCUUACCCACGCUCUGGAUCUUUCCCAUGGACACAGGAUUACUCCCACCCCCUCCCCUCCACACCUGCAAUGUCCCAGCCCCUCCAGGGGCUCUCCAUGCAUGACUGGAUCGAUGCCUCACAGAGUCACAGGCACCCUGACUUCUAUGGAUUGUAUGGGCAAUCUUCCACUAAACCCUAUGUCACCAGUUAACCUUCAACUGCUGUCAGAUGGGCAUCUCUGGUUUAUCUCCAAUAUUGUUUAAAGGAUUUGCUUACAAAUCUAAGGCUAUAGGUGAGUUAAAGAAAUAGUUCACCCAAAAACGAAAAUUCUGUCAUUUACUCACUCUUAGGUGUUUCCAAACUUGUAUGAUUUUCUUCGUUGUGUUGAACACAAAAGGAGAAAUUUUAAAAAGAUGUUCCUUUGCUGAUUUCAAUUCAGUGGCAGUGGAUAGGGAUUUUAAAAAAAAGUGUCAUAAAUGCAGUCCAUAUGACUAGUGGGUCAUAUUCUUCUAAAUGAAUAUGGUUUUGGUAAGAAACAACCUGAAAUGUAACUGUUUUUGCAGUGAAUAUUUUUGACUUCCUCUAUAGUUCUCCUUCCAUAGCGUUCAUGAGUGCAUGAGACCCCCAUUGUACAAAGGUGCCUGGAUUUGUUCCUGGCAGGCAGCAGAUACCCUAAACCUGCCCCCAUCUCUAAUCCUAACCAUAUGACGCUGUGUAGCCUGACAGGAAUAACUUCAGGCACCUUUGUGCAAUGGGAGCGUACGACAAGCGCGUUUAUGUCUUCAUGUGUUUACACAAGUGUUGCACUUUUUGUUGUAAGCCAUUGCGAAUAAUAAAUACACUGUGUAUUUCUUCUCUGGAGCACAAAAGGGUUGUUAGGAAGAUUGUUAGCCUCAGUCACCAUUCACUUUAAUUGUAUGGAAUAAAGAUGCAAUGAAAGUGAAUGGUGAACAUUGUGCCUAACAUCUCCUUUUGUGUUCCACCGAAGAAAGUCAUAUGGGUUUGGAACAACGUGAGGUAAAUGAUGAUAGAAGUUUCAUUUUUGGUUGAACUGUCCCUUUAAUUCAUAAAAAAAAAAAAAAUGUCUUGCAUUAUAAUUUGCUUUUCAAAAUCAGAUUUAUUAACAUCACAAUUAAAAAGAAAUGUAUGGCACUUUGUCUCUUUUUCAUCAUGCAAUGCAAGCCUCUAUGACUCUGAAGCACUGAUCUCUUCCAACGUAAGCAUUAAAAACCCAUCUGUCCCCGUGUAACGCAAGAUAAGGGAAUCUUUCGUUGAGAAAGUGGAGGCGGGACCCAGAGUUUUUAAAAUUACAAACAGAUUUUGGAUAAUUGCAGAGGGUGCUGACCUAGAGAAGAUAAUGAUCGAUUGUAAAUGGAGUCAGUUUUAACUUUCACUCCCCUCUUCCUGCCUUUAGGGUAUCUGGUGUCUGGUUCUGUUUUAUUAUGUGGUAAAGAUUCCUUUUUAAAUUGCUAUUAAACUACUUACAGUUGUAUUAAUAGUAGACUGGGAUUAUUAUUAUUAUCAUUAUUAUUAUAAAAAAAAGAGCAAUGGCAAAGAUGAGUGUUUUUUAUUUUAUUGUUUUACAUUUCACCUCCACUGCACCUUACAUUUUUGGGCUAAGGAACUGCACAACAUUGACUGGGGACUCUGAUUAGGGUUUGUUGUGUUACUUCCAUUCCUUAGAGGCCAGAGUAUCUUGUUGUUUUCUGUUUACAAUUAUGUAUUAAUAUUUGUAUCGAUUCACAGUAGGUUUGAAAAGAUCAAUACAAAAACUCAAUACAGGUUCAAUUCCUUUGGAAUUGAUUUUGGUCUUCAAAGAUCUCUUUAUAGGGGGUUUACAGACUUUCAUGAGAUCUAACAGACUGUUGCAUCUGAAAGAAUUCUGGAUUCUUGUUACGUUACUCCCUGCAGUCAAGCACUUCUAAAGCAUGUUCAAGAUGAUUGGUGUCUACACCCCUGUCAGUUGAAUAAUUGCAUAGAUAUGCUUCCUGUUUUAGUAUGUGACACAGACGACCAAAGGUGUUUAUGGUCACUGUGCAACACUGAUUGUCAUGAACAUGCUGAAAAUCUUUCAACUUCCUCUUUGUGAUUGUAGGCAUGCAGGUGAGCCUUUCGGUGCACUCAGAUCUCCCCCAAGUGAACUGGACUGCAUACAUUUGGAAAUCAAGAUAAUGUGCUUCAAAAAGAGUAUUAAAUGCUGGUUUCAACAGACCUGUAUAGAAUCUCUUAUAAUUAUUAUUAUUCUUGUUUUUGCAACAGAAAUAAUGGCACUACACAAUUUAAUUUUAAAAAGCCUUGAAAUAAACAGAAAAAUGCAUAGGUGGUAACAGAACCCCCAUCUGUGUUAUGUCCAUGACCUUUUCCUGAAAUGAGUCUGUAAGGUUACAUGCAUGACUAUAAUCUAGCCACAGUUGGUUUUUGCAUACUCAAGGGAGAGUCAUCAUCUGUCUGUACAAGUAAGCCUAUAAAUGAGAAUGUAUAAAUUAUAUUUAAAGGAAAGACAUCAGUUGAGGAACUGUUAAAUACAGUAAUGUGAAAAUGAUAGGACACCCCAUGAAAACCUUUUGUCUUUUUCAACAUAUGGACAUUAGAUCUUCAUUUUAACAAUAUUGAAAGAUGGAGGUAAUAUAAAUAAACUAAUAAAACUGAAGAAAUGAAAAAAGUUUUAUUUUUUAUUAUUUCUAAAAUGUACUUAAUAGAAAUGCCAUUUUUGGUGAGGAAAAAGAUAGGGCACCCCCACAUUUAUUUACUACUUAAAAUACAUAAAAAUGAAUUAGGUGCACCACAGCAUGUGCAAAAGAUUAGAACAACAUUAGAGAGGAUUGUGGAGUAGCCUUUCUUAUUUAAACCUCAGACAUUUAGUUUGGAUUGCUCUUGAUUGUUUAAGUGAGUGAAAUCACCAUGGUGAGACCAAAAGAGCUCUGAGGCCUUCAGAAAGAAGGUUGUAGAUGCAUAAGUGUCUGGGAAAAAUCUCCAAACAAUUUGAAAUCAGCCAUUCCACUGUCUGGAAAAUAAUUUGCAAGUGGAGAACAUUUAAAACAACUGCCAACGUGCCCAGGUCAGACCGUCCUUGCAAGUUCAGCCCAAGAGCAGACUGCAAGAUGCUUAAAGAUUUCUCCAACAAUCCUUAAAUGUCAUCUCGGGACCUACAGGUAGCUCUUGCCACGGUUGAUGUGAAAGUACAUGCAUCUACCGUAAGAAAGAGACUAUACAAGUUUGAUUUGUAUGGGAGGUGUGCAAGGAGGAAACCCUUGCUGUCAAAAAAAUAAUAAAACAUCAGGGCAAGACUAAAGUUUGAAAGAGAACACCUAGAAAAAGACCAGGACUUCUUGAACAAUGUGCUUUAGACAGAUGAAUCCAAAGUUGAAUUGUUUGGGCACAGUAAUAGAAGACGUGUGGCGCAAACCAAAGACGGCAUUUGAGCACAAGAACGUCAUAUCAACUGUAAAGCAUGGGGGUGGAAAAGUCAUGGUUUGGGGCUGCUUUGCUGCAGCAGGUCUUGGUCAACUCACUAUCAUAGAAUCCACUAUGAAUUCUUCAUUGUAUCAGAGGGAGCUUGAGGAAAAUGUAAGACCAUCUGUCUGAAAAUUGAAGCUGACGGAUGUGGACUAUUCAACAUGACAAUGACCCAAAACAUUCCAGUAAAUACACCAAGGAAUGGCUCAAAAGAAAGAAAUGGAGAGUUCUGGAAUGGGGAGUGGGGAAAACGUCAUCUUGAGGUUAUUUCAGCCAAAGGGGGCAAUACCAGCUAUUAGGGCAGAGGGUGUCCUAACUUUUUCCUCAGAAGGAAUUGGCAUCUUUGUACAUUUUGUUUGUUAAAUAAAUUAUAUGAUGGUUAAAAUAUAAUUGUUUUUGGUUCAAUUACAUCACCUUUAUCUAUAGAUAUUGCUUGAAAGAUGAUAAAAUAUUGAAAUGUCCAUAUUUCUUAAAGAACAAAAUAUUUCAUGGGGUGUGAUAAUUUUUUCACAUGACUGUACAUGUUGUGCAUCACCUCUAUAUUUUGGAGCAUGUGCACAAUGAUGAGCCCUAUUAAUGUAUAAACAUGCUGGACAAAGUUGAGCUACAACUGCUUGAACUUUUGUAAAAAUCGGACUAUUAAAAUUUAAAAUGAAAAUGUUGCAUAACAUUUUAAAAAGAAGAGUUAUUGUUGACAUUCGUUCAACUGAAACUUUUAAGGUAAAUGUCCGGAGUGAUAUAGGCUUAAUUUUGUGCAUUAAUGUUAUCAGCCCAUUAGAAUAGAAAGAAAUGGCUGUAAAGUAAUAUAGUCCCUUUAGCUCUAUUGUCACUAGUUCUUUUAAUAUCCCUUUUCAAUGACAAACUGCAUGACUGGCACAUUAUGGGCAGAAAAAGCACUGUUUGCACUACCAGUGUACUGCACCCUCCUUUUGUCCUUCGGGCAUUUUUUGACCAGUAUUGAAACCAUUAAAAAUGCAUACAUUCUUGAUUAAUGUACAACGGCAUUAAAGACCCCCCUUAACAAAAACUAUUUUUGUAAAUCAUUUUUUAAAAUGUAAAAAUUAAACUAAACAAAAAAAGUUUAAAAACUUGACAAACAUUGGCCAAGUAUGUCUCAGUUUGGCAUUUUGUAAUAUCAACAAUUUCUGAUUUAUUCUGCUUGUAGAAAACCAACAGUGAAUACUGUAGAUAUACAAUUUGAGAUGGUUUUAUAAAUUAAUCUCUAUUGCCUUUUUUCAGCAAUAAAAAUGGGCAGACUUUG